Molecule: messenger RNA, 756 nt
Organism: Dictyostelium purpureum
Lineage: Eukaryota; Evosea; Eumycetozoa; Dictyosteliales; Dictyosteliaceae
Exons: 3
Coding region: 1-756 (251 amino acids)
Source: RefSeq, a predicted model, not a curated record
AUGGCAAGAAGGAGUAGAGGCAGAGCAAGAUCACAUAGAUCUGGUAGAUCAAAGGCAAGAUGCAGUAAAUCGUCAACAGGACGAAAGUGUAAAAGCACAUCGUCCUUUGGCUCGAAAAGAACUAAAAGCUUUGGAACAGGGAGAAGUAUUUUAGGUAGAAGACGUACUCAAAAAAGAAGCGGAGCUAAAAGUGGUGAUUUCCCUAAACCACAAUAUAGAAAAGAGAAAUCAUUAGUAAAGGCUUAUAUUAUUUGGUUUUUUACCGGUAUUUUCGGAUUCCAUAGAUUGUAUUUAGAAGACUAUGAAUUCUUCUUUAUCUUUUUAAUUUCUGCUGGAAUUUUUGGUGUGGGCUUUAUUGUGGAUUUGUUUUAUUUACCUACAUUGGUUAGAAGAUAUAAUGAAAAUGUUAAAAAACAAAAAGAUAUCAUUUCACAAAACCUAGAAACUGCAAAUACCCAACAACAACAACAAGCAGAGGUCGAAAUAAUGAGUUUAGAAAUUGCAUUACAAAAUAAACAAUUAGAAGCAACAACAACAACUACAACUACAACAAACUACAUACCGCCCAUAGGACCACCAUUGCUAUAUAAAGAAUAUCCCCCACCAACCCAACCACCAACUGAUAAUAAUCGAUUAGAGAUUAUUCCUAUAGAUUGCAGUGGCGAUAAUCACCAUCCUGAUUAUACAUACCAAAAUAAUGCAAAUAAUAUCGAAAUGGAUUCAUUUGUUCCCAAUACAAAAAACUAUAAUGAUUAA